Siniperca chuatsi (mandarin fish) is the source of this 2993-nucleotide messenger RNA. RefSeq lists its product as uncharacterized. Lineage: Eukaryota; Metazoa; Chordata; Actinopteri; Centrarchiformes; Sinipercidae. The transcript has 4 exons. The record is from RefSeq and is a predicted model, not a curated record. Bases 37 to 723 code for a protein of 228 amino acids.
GGAUGUAGCUAAGUGGCCAACAGGCUAUGCAGGGAAAUGAUGUCCGAAUUCCAAGUCGGAAACUCAGGCAAGAUUCGUCUAGCCCAAGUUAGCCGACAUAAACACACCCGACAUCACAGCAUAUUUGCAGACAGGAACAUGAAUCUGUUUCUGGAUGAAGGCAGAACACAACUACUUAACAAGCCCUCUACCAGGCAUCGUCUGACCCUACCUCCUACUACCUUGAUGGUCAGGGUCCAAAUACAUGUACUUGGGUUGGAGGCUGGCAACAUGAAUGAAGAAGCAGGAUACGCAGAACAGGGAGACGACGAGAUGCCCUGUACAAGUGCAGCCAGUGCACCGCUACCCCCGCAACAGCGGUGCAGUUUUAACAGAGAGCAAACUCUCUUUCUCAUUGAUCUAAUGAGGCAGAAGCUGGAAGCAGAGGGAGGUGCUGUAAAAGUUGGAGGACCACAGCAUCCUGGCAUCAUGCACCUUCCCUGGUGGUCCUACAAAGAUCCCCUGGAAUCUUCUUCUCUCAUCAACUAUCCCCUGUGGGAGGACAGAAUAGAAACCCUUCCUGUUCAGGUAAUCACCGCCUCUGAUGAUGGGCCUUUGGAUCUUGACAUAACAGCCAUCAAUUGCACCUAUGAUGCCAUUAAUGCAACAGACCCUGGUAAAAGCUGCAGCAGAUGCUCUCUUCUCACAGUGAUUGGGCCAGGCGAUGGAAGAGGACGUGAGUGAGCAGAGUGUUUUUUAAAACCCAUUUCUAUGUGUCAUUUUCCAACCGACUACUUGUAAGAAGAACUUCUCACUUUUCAAACCUCCUGAGUAGUAUGCAGAGUAAAAUACUUUGAGACAUUUUUUUUAAAAACUCAUAGAACAAGAGACAGGGAAGAGAAAAGUAUGUUUGAAAGAUGCUGCUUAAUCAGAAGCACACUGCUUGAAGGAAGGAGUAGAGGGAUGUCUAACAGCACAGGCUUGUGUUGCAAGGGUUGUCUACACUUCCUUCCUCCUGGAUGAUCUGAGCUGUAAUGACUUUGGACUCUGCACUGAGUUGUAACACUGAAUAAUGAGGUGAGAAAUUAAGUCAGGGUUGAGGGGUAAGUGUUGACAUUGUUGACAUUUCAUGUCAGUGAGUUCACAAACACCAAAGACACCACUUAGAGCCUUGUGACUCUUGAUGUAUCAGAGAUUUGGUGCUUACACAAACAUGUGGAAGCUGAUUCUGGGCUUCAGUCUCUGUCAGGUUUGUAUUAUAUGUAUAUAUACAACCUUCAAACCCACAUAGAAGUUUAUUGGAAAAUGGUGGUUUCAUACAAAAUGUACAUAUAAGGUUAUCACAAAAAAAUGUGUAAUUAUUAAUUCAUGUUGUCAAUUUAUUUAGAUUAUUCAAUUAACUGUUUCGCUAUAAGAUGAACAAUGCCUAUCACAAGCUUCCAGAGCCCAGGGUAAUGUCUUCAAAUGGCUUGUUUUGUCUGAUAAACAGUCCAAAACCCAGAGAGAUUCAGUUUACUAUCAUGUUAGACAAGGAAAAGCAGCAAAUCCUCAUUUUUGAGAAGUUGAAACAAUGAAAUGUUUGCCAUUUUUGGACAAAUGAUUAACCAAAUAAUUACACUUUUUCAAAUAAUUGAUAAUCAACUGAUUGCCUCAGCACUGUUUAAAUUAGGAAAUAUAACAUACUGUAGUAAUAAUGAAUUACCCAUGCUAUAUUUUGCUGUGGUAAUUGACCAUCAAUGUGGAAAAAAUAUGAUGGCUACAAACAUGAAAAAUUAAUUACCAAAUAAAACAUCAGAAAUGCCAUGUAUAAACACUGAUUUUGACCCCAAAUUUCCCUGAGUGCCCUUCCACAAUAUUUCCUGAAAAACAGUCUGCUCUCCAUGAGAUAAUGUUAUUAUCACUGCAUCCCUUAGUAAAAAGUUGUUUAUUCCGUUAAUUACCAUUCCUUUUUUAUGCUGCACUAUAGCCGUGGGGGCUAUCUGGCACAUGCAGCCGAGCAGAGCCUGUAAAACCCCUUCUGGAAGAUUCAUAAAAGUAUAAACCAUAGGCAACUCCUCCUGAGGGCCUCUUUAUGGGUCUGUGUCUUUCAGGAAGUGUUAAAAUGUAAAUUAUGGAGGAUUUUACACUUCUCAGUGACAGCCUGGGGAACAGUGACAGGCAGACCCAGGGUGGAUCCCUAUCUUGGCAACAGUUUCCAAUAAUCUAUUUCUGCAAUUGCCAAUGGCCAGGAUAUACCUAAGGUAUGGUAACAUAAAAGCCACAGGACUGCAAUAAAAGAGGCACACCUUUUCAAGUAUAAGUCACUGUAUGAAGAUAGAAAACAAAACUAAUUUAGUCUCUGGAGAGUUUACAAAGCCUCUGUGGGAGAAGAUGCUCAUUUUUUAUAUCUUUGCAAUGGCAGCUCCAUAAUCUCACAAGUACAUUUAUAGGCUUUAACAAAGCCAUAACACUCAGUUAGAUUGCCUGGCUUGUCAAUGAGUAGAAUGACUGACUUAGUUUAGAAAGUGCUUUUCACUGAACAGUUGUGAUGUUGGUGAGUGAAAAUUAAAGUCCCCCCAGAGAUGCAGAACCAGUUAUCAGUGGGGAAAAAAAGCAAUCAGCCAGCUGCUCUCACACUGUAAAUGAGGGAAAUCGUUAAAGUAAAAUGUCUCAUGUAUCUAUCUAAAGGACUAAGACCAGGUGUUCCCAGCUACUGUAUGUUUCUGGGUGCUACACUAACUAAGAAAAACAAACAUGUAUAACAACAAAACAUACAUAAAUAUUACAUUUACAUUUUUCUAUAGGACAUGCCACUAAAUCUUUUUUUUUGUUUUUAGGGAUGAAUUCAUGUAAUACAUGUAUGUUCAUGUAUUUUAGAAGAAAAAUAUUGUGCAUUUCACUUUAUACGAUAUAGGCUAAUGUGUGUUUAUUUUAGUUGACAUAUUUUGUGUUAUUUUCAAACUUAUAAAUGUGCCUUUUUGCAUAAUAAACUGUCGCCAUGGGCUAAGUUCUUGAAAACCUCACUGCAUGAGUAG